CCGCCAGUCUGACGACACCACGCGCGCGCAGCGCCCGUCCCGGCUAGUGAGUGAAGUGCAGUGCGGACCUACCGACAAUAACCACAGUGACGCUAAACUACGGGGAGAAAAAACAUAAAAAUUCAGUGUACGUUUACAAAAAAAAAAAGAAAAAAAUUCAAACACGCUGACCGAAAGCGAAGCGUUUUUGGGAAAUUCCUCCUUUGUCCCCCACUGUCUGACCCCCGGGUUGUCCUCUGAACAUUGUCGAAGGCUCAAGAGACUCACUUCGAUUGAAGGAUUGAUUGAUUGAUAAACCAAAAGUGGACAUGAUUAUGUUAAGGAUUUGACAACAAACGACGCCACAUUCUUGCUUCAGUACACACAUAUCAGCAGCGAUACUGGGAAGAAAGGAAUGAGCAACAAGCACCGCCUUAUUGCUUUACAUGAUCAAAACGCCUUUUAUUUUGCCCAAUAGCGCAGCAGCAGGGUGGCGGCGUCCAAGUAUGGCGGCGGAGGGCUCUCACUGGGCUCCGGCGUCGCGGUGAGACGCGGCAUGAAGUGCGCCGGCGUGGCGGGCGCCAGCGGCGACGAGCUGCUGCUCGGCAGCUGCUGGCUGGACCCCAAGCUCGAUAACUCUUCCCCCCCGCCCACCUGCCACGAACUUCUCGACUCUCUCCUCGCCCCUACCCCCCUCGCGGAGCUGAAACCUCUCCCUCCCUUUACUGGCUACACCGGCCACCUCUCUAUCAACGGCAUCUCUGGACACCACUACCACGCUAUCGCGCAACGUCUUCCAGAAGAAAACAACAACUAUCCAACGCAGAGCGGCUACGGCGCCGACCAUGACGUCGUGUCUUCGUCAACGUGUGCAGCUGACGCCGAGCCCCCAGACUUAGAGGAUGUCAAGCCAUUCCUCGAUGCACCAGACACCAAGCCUUUCGCUGAUACCUCCGCUGCUGACUCCUGUGCCGCGUCCUGCUCCCCACCCGCUAAGCUUUUUGAGGAUGGGCACAAGCAGGACAUGUACGAUAUCAGCUCGAUAGAAGAUAUCGCAGCGAUCAUUGGCUCAGCUAUCGCUGACACGACUGUACCCUCGCAACCAGAGGAUCCCGAGAGAAAUGAUUCCAGGGACAGUUGGAUGGACAUCGAUGCUUGGAUCUCUGGCGCGUGCACACAACCUGGUGACAAAAUAGUGCAACAGGACCUUGCUGAGUUUGGUUUGCCUAAUUCACCACCUUCGGGUCAGAAUCAUCAUUCCAGUCUUGACUAUCCUUGUAAAAAUCAGGAAUUUACAAAAAGUACUGAGUUUCUUCAGAAGAAUUUAGGACAAGCUGGAUCGACAUUGCAGUCUUUGUUGACACAUGGCUACAUGCCACUGCUACAAAAUCGGCUGCAAAACGGGCCCCCGGUGAAACAGGAGGCGCCGAGCUCCACAAGUUAUGGAAUGGACGUGAUAUCAACCUCAUCUCCGCCUGGGAACGCUGUCUCCACGACUGAUGGUGUUGGUGGGCUAUUAAAUGGUAGAUAUGCACCACAUUAUGCGCUUGGUCUCAAACCAGAUGGCCUCUGUAGUCCAGAAAGACUUCUAGGCUACCCGCAUGCUCACACCACUACUUCUACACCAGCAAGUAAAAGCAAAAGGAGUCGAGCAAAAGCGAAACAGGCGAAUAGUGGUAACAUGCACGGGAGCUCACUCGCGUUCCCGUCGGCUACUGCGGCGGAGCUGAGCGGGCUGCUGGGGAAGGAGAAGCCGGUACACCGGUGCGGGAUAUGCAAUAGAGGGUUUCUGAACAAGUCCAACAUAAAAGUACAUCUGCGAACACACACGGGGGAGAAACCGUUCCGGUGCGACGUGUGCGCGAAGGCGUUCCGGCAGAAGGCGCACCUCAUCAAGCACCAGCAGAUCCACAAGAGGAUCGGCAGGGACUAGCACGUGUAGGUUGUAGCUCAAGACGAAGCAUUUGUAGUUUGUAAUAUAGUGUGUCUGUGACUGUAGUGUCAGUGAGCGUGGUGACGCAGUGCGCGCUGAAUCUCAUGUAGGCUAUUGUAAAUUUAUUUCGUUAGGGACGCAGAGGUCGCGCCUCUCAUAGAACUAUGGCAUUCCUCGUAGACAGGUGUCGCCGGGCGCGCGACGCUCUGUGUGUCUCCUAACGUAGUUACGUGGUAUCACGAGUAAUUAAUUAACCCAUUAGUAUAACAUUCCUAAGGACAAGUGCAAUGUUAACUAGUUUUAAGCAAUUUAUAUUUUCUGUAUUAUAUGAUUAGUUAGUAAGUUCUUGAAGUUUCCCGCUCCGCUCUUCACAAUUGUUUUCUGAGCUAUCCGUCUCAUUAGCGUAGUAGUCUCCUAUUAUUUCGGUUAUGUGUUGCCGUCUGUAUGUAUGUAUGUCUUGUAACAAGCUACGUAACUCGCGCGCUCUCAAAUAGUGCCUUAAGAUCGGUCAAAACAUGAACGAAUUAUGUCUUUGUAAUGUAGAAGAACAUUUUUAUUUAAUUUUAUAUGUGAAUGGUUACUCCGAUUACCUAUUGUUAGUCAGAAAUUUUAAUUAGUUUUUUUCUUAUAAAUGUAUAAUAAGUACUUAAUUAAUUUAAGGAAGAGAAAUGACAAAGCUCAUGAGGCUAACACGAUACUGCCAAGUAUACACCUUUGUACUUAUAAACUUUGUAUAAAAUACUCUUUUUAAAUGUAUGUGAAGUAGGGAUCAUUAAUUAUUUGGUUGGCGACAUAGUUAAUGAGUAAGGUUUAGUGUUGAUAUCGCUGCUACUAGUUAUUUAUUAUCUUCGCGCCAUCUUGGCUCUGAAUUAACUUUCCACUUGAAGCAACAAGUAUUAAUAACAUAACAUACCUCAGUAACACAUCAGUCACAUUAUGUAAAUAAAUAAAAAUCUUUGCGACUUAUGUUAUACUUAAAUCAUAUAUUAUCAUCGCUUCAAAUAAAUAUUUAUUCGUAUUUUAGAAGUAUUGGGACCAAAAGUUUAAUAAAACAACUUGCAAAGGUUUUUAAUGUUAUUAUCGAAGUAAUCAUUAAUAUAUUCUAUCACUGAAAUAAUAUGUAGAAUUUCAAAAACAUAACAAAUUCAUUUUAAUCUGUCAUCUUUGCGCAUCUUUCAUUCUCAUUUCACUUGCAUUUAACUAACUUUAAGAUCGCUCAAUCAUUGUUUCACAUGUCAUGUCAUUUACAAAUCAAAAUAUGACAACACAUUAUCAUAAAACACAGCUGUCACGUCAUCAGAAAGCAAUCAUCCAAAAAUUCAUCAUUUACAUUAUUUUCAUACUUCAGUAUCAUCAAACAUACAUAGGAGGAAAGACGGUGCAAUAUUUUUAUCAUCAUUACGUCAUCAAUAGCUUAAAUUUUAACAUUUGUCAAGAAAACGAAUUCCCCUAAUCAAUUAUUAUCAGCUCGUAUCAGUCGUAUGCUGGAUACAGGUCUCUCAGCUCUUCUCAGUCAACCAACACCGUUACCCAUUUUAAUAUCAAUAAAAAAAGAAAUAAUUAAAAAAAAACGAGUAAAUUUUAUUGGUUGAAUAUAACGGCCAAUCACAAGUCCCGAUUGAAUACUUAUAUUUAAUGCUGAACGCUAGAUGCGGCCGCGGCGGCGCACGCGAACGGAACUCAACGCGUCCGGGAAGCGGACGGAUAAAAAAUCAAAUUCGUACUAAUAAUACCGAUCCGUUGUUGCGUAAGAUUGCUAUUCGUUGGCAGUUUAUAAUUACUGUUACGGCAUUACACACACACACGUAUUUGGGCCAUUUACCUGUAGCGAGGCUAAGGGCUGCGUGAUUCGGACUGAGAACCAAUUACAUCGCACUCGUAGUUUGUAAUAAACUCAACGAUUUAUGUCUACAUCACGUGAGACUGACGAAUUUUAUUAUCUUCAUGUUUUAUUAUUGAUCAACUUCUUGUUUAAGGGGAUUAUUUUUGCGUAGUCUUGUUAUUUGAUGCUAAGUUCAUGACAAUCAUAAAACAUUGCAAAUUCAUUUCAAUUAAAUACAUCCAAUUAGUAAAGUCAUCAACAUCCUCACAAUCAAAGCUAACUUUCAUUAAUUUCACAAAUUUUUGCAAAUCAUUUCUUAACAAUGUUGCAGAAAAAUCAUAAUCAUUGUAGCCUCAAGUAGAGGUCUCAUUUCACACAGGUCUCGUGUCACAGGCCCCGUAUCACAGAUAACUCAUCUCAUUAACUUAAGACUGUGAACUUUGGCAUAAAGCUGCGUACACAUUCCAUACUCCAUACAUUGUUAUCUCGUGUGCUAUCAUCUUUCAUCUUAAGUGUAUACGAUACACUAAUAAAGUACUAACAUUCCAUGUACCACAGCAGAUGAAGCUACCCCAAACUGUCAUAGCAUAUUAGGUCGUAUUAUAAUAUAGUAAAGUUGAAAAUCUAUUAGAGAAAUUGGUCAGUUUGGGUUUGUUUGAUGUGCUGUUUAGCUUUUAUUGUCGUUGGACAAUCUUUGACUGUUUGAGGCGUUGAAGCGCUCGUUGAGGCAGGUUGCAGCUGUCUUGUAGGGAAAAACACACGCUGCGGGUAAAAAGAAACACGCUUUUGAACAAAUCUCACAUUUCCCGUUAAAACUUUCAUUUCACUGCUUUAUCAAUAAAUACUUUAAAUUGAAAGUAAGGCAAAAAAAAUCUUAUCUGUAUAUAAAUUAGAGUUAAUCUCGUAAUUUCUAGAUUUUACAAAAAUUUCAACGAACGGCUCUUUCCAAAAAGAAAGCCAAAAAUUUAGUACUUCUUUCCGUUUUCCGUUACAUUUUAUUCAUUUGCUUUCUCUAUUCAAAUAAAACAUGUAUCACUGAAAUGAAGUUGCAACUAUUUAGAAAACUGCAAUUAAAUUAAUGCGUUUAAAAAUGCAAACUGCAGUAACUUUCAUCUCAAAAUGGUGACCCACAAUUUUAUCGUGUAACCGUACUAUCUCGAUGUAUACUGAAUACUUUAUGUAUGUAUGUCUGUAUGUAUAUCGCAUGUUAAGUGUCGCGACUUAAUUAUUCAAUGAAUGAAUGUCUUUACUUUAGAGAUUACGAACAAAUGAAUCUGUACGCCAACCGGCGCAGGCGCAGCGUGUGUGAGUAGAACUUAAUAAAAGUACCUUUUGUUAGAAUAUAAAUUGUUAGCGUUAAGUAUUUAUUUUUCAAUUAUAAUUUUUGUAAUUAUUAAUUAAUUGUAAAGGAUUACAGUUGACGAAAACAAUUAAAUAUUAUGCGUACUUUUAAGGCGGCGAAUGUUAUUUUUCAAGAGGUUUUUUCCAGUAGUUUAAGUAAAUUUGUAAAUUAAUGUAAAAUAAAUGAAGAUUUUUUUUGUUAACGAUAA
Messenger RNA from Spodoptera frugiperda (fall armyworm), 5284 nucleotides. It is a transcript of the gene ich, whose product is annotated as ichor. Gene Ontology annotation, cellular component: nucleus. Gene Ontology annotation, biological process: embryonic pattern specification; embryo development; embryonic hindgut morphogenesis. The transcript has 4 exons. The record is from RefSeq and is a predicted model, not a curated record. Lineage: Eukaryota; Metazoa; Arthropoda; Insecta; Lepidoptera; Noctuidae. Gene Ontology annotation, molecular function: RNA polymerase II transcription regulatory region sequence-specific DNA binding; DNA-binding transcription factor activity, RNA polymerase II-specific. The coding region runs from base 536 to 1912 and encodes 458 amino acids.